GUAUUGAACGUUACGAGUAGUACCGAUGUAUACGCGAGGGUCUUGGUUCGAAUCUCAGGGGCUCGAAUUGUUUCGCACACUUCAUUUCUGGCUGCAAGGGGAAGCCAUCACACUUCUAGUUUCUCACUCGUACGGGACUUUACUCUCGCGAUGACUCUUGCACGACGUUGCUUGAUCGAAACAGAAAGACAGUCCUUCUUUAUUCCGUAGAUUGCGAGUUGCAAGACGAUCAAGCCUCAGAGAUGUGCGCCGCCAACGCCGGGCGACUCUUCGCUGUUUCACAGCUUCUCGCAUCUCAUUACCAAAACAUUGUCCUUGCGGAUACGCUUUUGCUAUGUACCAUCUCGCCUGUCCGUACCGCUUCGCAUACACACUCGCGCUCCGGCACCAUCGACCUUGCUCCAGCUUUGUCUGUAGAUUGGCUUCAUUCAUUCGCUCGCUCGAAGACAUCCUCGGAUGCCAGUCGUCUUCCAUCUUGUCUGUGUUCCACACAACAUCACAAUCGGACCCGCCGUCGCCGUCGCCGUUCGAGGGUUCCGAAGCUACCGAUGUCAGUUGCCUACCCACACUGCCUCUGAAUACACUUCUACGCGUCGCUCGAACCUCUGCCAGCAGUGGUCACUUCGAGAAAAGACUUCCACCACGAACGACCUCUGUACCCGACAGUGGCAACAUCAGGCGAGACGCUUCAGUGAAGAGUCAAUCUGCGCGAGAUGAGCCCAGUCUCCCUCUCGACAUCGUCUCCGAGCCGAAUCAUUGCACAUCACGGUGGCUUCACAACAGACGCUCAGAAAUUCGCUCUCACGGCGGUGUAGACAUCUGUACCAGCCAGAAUGUAGCCUGCGCCACUGCUCUGGCGACUUGAAGGUUUCGAGAUUUUCGUCUAGAGAGAAGAGAUGCGCGAAGAGCAGGAAAUACACAACAAAUGGCCU
Molecule: messenger RNA, 932 nt
Organism: Aureobasidium subglaciale EXF-2481
Lineage: Eukaryota; Fungi; Ascomycota; Dothideomycetes; Dothideales; Saccotheciaceae
Exons: 1
Coding region: 335-865 (176 amino acids)
Source: RefSeq, a predicted model, not a curated record